CAGUUACAUAUAUAAUGACGGUGCUUCUAUAUUUGAUGGCAGUGGGUUUCAUACCACAAUAGAAAUUUCGUGUGAAGUUCUCUUCCGUCUGAACAAGCAAGUUUCCGUUCUGGGAACGGAGGGACGAUUCCGGGAUCGGAGACUCCCCUGGGGGAAAGGUAGCCCGCACAUAGAUAUAAUGCAGAUGCACACAGUGUUAUGAUAUGAUUAAACGUGCCACUUUGAGUCAGGAUAUUGGAAGGAGCCUUACUUACAGACUGCCUAGCAACGUCCCGCUCAUGGCAAAUUACUUUUUUAUGGGAGUCUCUCAGACAGAGAGACAAAUGGUCGGACCUUGACCCAACAUUGUGUCGUUUCCGGGUAACAAAGGUGUGAACGAGAAAGGCGUACCCCUGGGUGGGUAUGCAGAAGAAAUGUAGGUUUGUCAGGGAGGGGACGUGUUCACGUGAGCUCCCUGGAUGCGCUUGACUGUGGAUGUUCCAAUAACAAGGGGUGGAACAACGACGCACAAGACAGACGAAUAAGGGUGACGGCACUGUCAACAACAGUUAGGACAAGGCUCGCGAAGAAAAGAGAAAAAACCCUGUGAAGUUGUGCUAUAUACAGCAUGGGUGAGGGACAAGCUACUUGGAGACAGAUAUUACCAGUUUUUAUCAUUUUCUUAGUCUUCCUGUUUGCUGGAGCCGGCAUCUUUAAGGGAUUGGAAGAAUAUUUCUAUGACCCCGGAGACCCGCCACCGAGAAGGCGUAAGGUGGAACACGUCAUAAACGAAUUUGUUCAAAACGUCACGUCAAAUGGAACUGUCGUAACUGUGGAUGAAGUACACAGUUUGGUGAGGCAAAUUGAAAUCGCAAAGCAUGGAAGAAUCCUCGAGCAAGUAUCUUAUCAGAAUGAUACAUCAUACAACCUCGACUACAUGGAGUCUUGGUACUUCUGCAUGACGAUCGUCACCACCAUAGGCUAUGGACAUAUGGGGCCUUUGACAGAUGCUGGAAAGAUCUUCUGCUGUGCCUAUGCAUUUAUUGGCAUCCCCAUCUGUUUGAUCCUACUGGCACUUGUUGGUGGACAACUUGGUGAUGCAAAUAGAUGGAUGGACAAGCGUGUGAAGGAGCAACUGUCCAAGAAGAUAAAGAACCCGGGGUUCAUCAGCAUAGUGGGGAUUCUGGUAUCCCUGAUUGUCAUGCUGAGUGUGUUCUUCUUCGUUCCUGCUCUCAUCUUCACUUUAGUUGAAGAAGACUGGUCAUACCUAGAGGCCCUGUACUACUGUUUCAUCACCUUGAGCACUGUGGGGUUUGGAGACUUUGUGGCUGCUCUACCUUCCGACACCAUGGCAUAUGCUGUGAACACCAUCUACAAGUUUGUAGUGUUCCUGUGGAUCAUGGUAGGCCUGACCUUCCUUGCUGGUGCCCUGGACUUGAUGGUGACAAAACUGAAGGACCUGGGAUCUAAGGUUUCUGAUCUGGAUGUGCCGGACAUCGAUGGGGUCAAUGUGGACAUGGCAGACUUGAAGUUACCAAAAGGCCUGAAGUCCAAGAUGAACAAAGACAUCAAGCCCAAGGAGGUGUCCGAGUGGGGAAAGACUGGGAGGUAUAACGGAGGAUUCGACACCCCACUAUGAUGUGGUUAGAUAUUCGAGGGGGGAGGGGGCAGUAGAUCAAACUAUAUGUAACAAGGAUCCUUCUUAAUAUAUGUAUUCAAGAAGUGAGAGGGUUUUAGUUCAUUAUUGUCUUAUUGCACAAAAUUCUAAAAUAUUAAAAAUCUUCAAGAUUCAAAUGUUUCUUUUUACGAUUUUGUACAUUAUAGGUUGUAUUCAAUCUCUGGCUAAGUAGUACCAAAGACUUUACAAAUAGUACAUGCUACUUUCUCUGCUUAGCACACAUCUGGGAAAGAGUAUGGUACAAAAUUCAGCACCAAGAGACCACGUCUAGCGAAAUAAUAGACGUUAAAUGAGGACAACAACAACAACAACAACAACAAAAUGUAGUUUAACAUGCAUCACGAUCAGUGGAGUAGCCCCUUGCAGUGUUGACUGCACAAACCUGUGUGGCCCAAGGGCUACUGAAAUGGAGAUGGGCACCACCCUCUGUACCAUCUGGUGCAGGAAGGAGAUAUUUAAAUAAGUCUUUGGCAUGACUUGGCUGGUGAUCAAACUCAAGACCAACCGAAUGCAAGGCUGACUGAACUCUUAUUAUAUAACCUACUUGGCGAUUGCAUCGGUUUAGCAGUUCAAUUAUCAAGUUUAUUGCAAAUUCUUGCCUGUGGGCUAAUUGCAGGUAACAUAGAUUCAAACAGUGUAAAAUACAAUAUCGCAAGUGUCUACUCUAGUCUAAAACUAGUAAAAGCUAGCUCUAGA
Molecule: messenger RNA, 2353 nt
Organism: Branchiostoma floridae (Florida lancelet)
Lineage: Eukaryota; Metazoa; Chordata; Leptocardii; Amphioxiformes; Branchiostomatidae
Product: potassium channel subfamily K member 2-like
Exons: 7
Coding region: 608-1618 (336 amino acids)
Biological process (GO): potassium ion transmembrane transport; stabilization of membrane potential
Cellular component (GO): membrane
Molecular function (GO): potassium ion leak channel activity
Source: RefSeq, a predicted model, not a curated record